AUGUAUCCUUGGAGGGCUGCCGUGUCGUCUCUGGCCAAUUGGGCCAACCGUCAUAACCUUACCAUUGAUGCCCUUGGUCUCGUCACCCUCCUUGGCGCCGACCAAGUGGAUGCCUGCAUCGGCCGCCUCGUCCAGAGCUCGUGGCUCGACUUUCUCCCCCUCCUAGGAGCAUAUGUCGUUGCCAGCGACAAGCUGACGGAGAAGAAGCCGGGCUACCGCAUGUACAACAUCUCGGCCGGUGUCACCACCACCGAGCUAGCCGGCUGGUUCUCCCGCUGGAUGAAGGCCCAGAAUUUCCACAAGACGCGCACCAAGGUCGAGUGGAUCGUAGCGGGUGAUCCGACGAGGAGGCAGCCGGAAGAGCAGCUGGAAGAGCAGCUGGAUGAGCAGCCGGACGAGCAGCCGGACGAGCAGCCGGACGAGCAGCCGGACGAGCAGCCGGACGAGCAGCCGGACGAGCAGCCGGAAGAGCUGCUGGAAGAGCUGCUGGAAGAGCAGCCGAAAAGCCGCUUUCUCACCUUCUGGCUCCCAUCCAUGGCUGUCGGCCUCGUCCUCGACGGCAUGCUGCUCAUCCUUACCAUCUGCUCCGACGACUGGUUCGGCUUCGCAAACACCAUGGCCAUGAUCGUCUCCGUCCUUGUCAGAGAAAUUGUCAUUAUUCAAAACCGUGCCGGUAUUGACCGCCUCAUAGAGACUUCUAUGAAAAGCGGGAAGUACGGAACCAGCGAAAUUGCCUACUGCCUCGUCAUACUAGACGAUUCCAAAGCUAUCACGAUCGAAGGACCACGCUACCUGAUGGGUGGCGUGUUUACUCAGCAACCUGACAUUCCCAACGAGCGCCUGUACCUCUUCGCCCGCUGGGUCGGCUGGGUAGCAUUUACCGUCCACAUUCUUUCAUUGGGAAUGGCUGAUCUGCCUGCACAAAUCUACACUGCCCUUCUCAUGAUUAUUGCCACUGUCCUCGUCACCUAUAGGUUCGGAUGCGAAGACUCAAAUUUUUGGAGGGGCUUGACCGGUACUCCGACCUCUGACGACAAUGAGACGCGAGACUGCUGGAUAACCUCUCGGCUGCAUGCCAAGAUCUCAGUAUACCCCUCAUCCUGGACGCAUUGGCCCGAGGAUCUGAAUACAAAUCCGAUAUAUGGAGUGAAAAAUUCCGGCAUAAAAACGGCACCGUUUGUUACGGGUGAUAAAGACAGCACCGUGACCUCGUCAGUUGUCUCAGUACAAGCAGAGCCAACCUUUGAGCGUCAAGAGAAAAGCCGUCUCGGCCUCUCACCUGGCACUGACGUCGGUUACCACAGAAAACCCAUGCAGCGGCAAAUCACUGCUUUCGUGGAAAAUGACUACAGCAAGAACGCUAGCCCACCCAGCAUACCGAUAACCAAAUCCGGAGUUUUGUCAAAAUCUUGGUUUUCACGUACCAGGUGGAAAUCGGGAGCACAAAUGGAUGUGGAAUCUGCUAUGUCGAGUUUUCGGCAGCCGUCCAAUACUGUGUCGUCUGAUGGGCGUCAAGAUCUUUAUGUCUGGGUAGAGGACGUUGCCAACAAAUGGGAGCUAUUGGAAAUGUGGGAUCUGCUACCCCAAGGAAAACAGUGGCAAGAGGAAUGCGCCAGGAAGAAUUCGUAUCACCAAAAUAAUCAUGCUGGUGUCCAUCGGCGGCCACGAUCUGUACGGAUCCGCCGAGCGAAUAAAACACGGAAAUAA
This is a messenger RNA of Grosmannia clavigera kw1407, 1707 nucleotides long. RefSeq lists its product as uncharacterized. The coding region runs from base 1 to 1707 and encodes 568 amino acids. NCBI's taxonomy places the organism in Eukaryota, Fungi, Ascomycota, Sordariomycetes, Ophiostomatales, Ophiostomataceae. The transcript has a single exon. The record is from RefSeq and is a predicted model, not a curated record.